UGUACACGUGAGAUGUGGAUGAACCAGAAGGUGAGCGAGGAGAGGAGAGAAGAGGAGAAGAGAGGAGAGGAGAGGAGAGGAGAGGAGAGAAGAGGAGAGGAUGGUUCGUGUUUGUGCUUUUCCCGGCUGCAAUAAGAAAAUGAAACACUACAAUCCGGAAAGUUUCCACAGACUUCCUCUGCGGCACAACGAUACGUUGAAGCAGUGGCUGGUCGUAUUAAACGUCGAUGUCAAAACACCGGUAAAAACACUGCGGGAGAGGGACUACCGCGUCUGCAGUAACCAUUUCGACAAGGACGACUUCACCGUACCCAGAAAUGCCGCCAACCCUCCCAGAAAAAAUCACCUCAAGAAAAGUGCUGUACCGAGAGUGGAGAGACCCGCUGUGGAUAAUCUGGAUGAGCUGCAAGACACCUGGGCAGUAGUGAACACACCACCAGGCCAGGUCAGAUUUACAGGUACUCAAGUGCCUGAGACACGCACUGCAACCAUGGAGAAACCAACUCUGCAGCAUAUUGUUGAUGAGGAGGCCAUCCUGCAGCUGAUGAAGAACUGCCCAAUGUGCAACAGAAAGUGCCGCUGUAUCAAACGCACUCAAGGUCCUUACUUCAUAGUCUACCAGAGCUGUUACUUCUGCCAUUAUCAACGCAAGUGGGCCAACCAGCCUGAAGCUAGAAAUAUGAACAUUCAUAAGGCGCACACACAGCCUAAGAGGAAGCUUCAGCCAAAGGACAAAGUGUGUGGAAACGCCAAGCCUCAGUCAUCACAGCUUAAGGAGACAAGCAUUUCAACUCUGUCUUAGAUAUGACUGCAUUCGUCACCAAAUCAGAUCCAUGUCAGUCAGUGUCAGAUGUGCCUUAAGGUAGAUAUUACUCUGCAGAUGCUUGAUGAUGACAAACAAUUCUGUAAAGUUUCCGCUUUAGUGUCAGCCCACAGAAGAUACAAUUAGAGUAAGGCAAUAAAAGAGGAGACAACUAUA
Dicentrarchus labrax (European seabass) is the source of this 979-nucleotide messenger RNA. RefSeq lists its product as uncharacterized. NCBI's taxonomy places the organism in Eukaryota, Metazoa, Chordata, Actinopteri, Moronidae. The record is from RefSeq and is a predicted model, not a curated record. The coding region runs from base 101 to 802 and encodes 233 amino acids. Gene Ontology annotation, molecular function: sequence-specific DNA binding. The transcript has 4 exons.